Messenger RNA from Penicillium chermesinum, 1134 nucleotides. RefSeq lists its product as uncharacterized. Gene Ontology annotation, biological process: regulatory ncRNA-mediated heterochromatin formation. Gene Ontology annotation, cellular component: nucleus. Lineage: Eukaryota; Fungi; Ascomycota; Eurotiomycetes; Eurotiales; Aspergillaceae. The record is from RefSeq and is a predicted model, not a curated record. The transcript has a single exon. Gene Ontology annotation, molecular function: siRNA binding. Bases 1 to 1134 code for a protein of 377 amino acids.
AUGACAUCAACAGUCUGUAUCCGGGACAUAGUCCGUGUGCGCCUCCAAGAAGCCGGCCUGGAAACCCUCCGCCUCCCCUUGGGUGCAGCUCCCUGUGAGCCCAAUGUCCCAAUCCUGACCUCCAACUUGAAAGGCCCUCCUCGGCGCCGGGUCAUCGUUGUCUUCGGUAGCACCCAGUCCGACCUUGGCAUAUGGGGAUUCCGCAGUAUUCACGAUACCAGCAUCAAGAACGGAUCCGCGGUCGAGUUCACCCAGGCCGUGCUGGGCAAGCCCGGCGCAGCGAAGGACACUGCCCUCAUCCUUGCAAACACCGGCCAGCUGAACUGGUUCUGUAAGGGCCAGCGAGCUCUUAGUAACAGGAGCCUUGCUGCGCAGCCUCGCCCAUUCGCCAUCUCGGAACAGGCCAGCGGGUCCUGGCGCAACACGAUCCCCGGCAACGCGAACUGCCAGGAGCACGUCAAGUACGUCUUCGAGAACGUCGUGAAGCCGCACCUCGCAUCGACCUCCCGGGUUGAUGUGAUCGGGGUCUCAGAGGGCGGACUGGCCGCCAUCGAAUAUCUCCGCGACAACUGGGAUCUCUGGAGAGCGUACCUCUCCGGAGUCGCCCUGGCUGACCCCACGCACACGGCCCUCAACGACCUGGACAUGUCUCAGCUGGUGGACAAGGACUCGUUCAGCGCGUUCCUGUCCUCGCGCGGUCGCGCUUACAUUGCCUCGUCAGACCCGCUCGGUACGCCUCAGCCUGGAUCUGGAUAUCGCACCUACGGCUGCAAUUGCUAUUCUUCGGGGGAGCCCCUGAACAACGACUGCAUUAUGCCGGCCGCGUGGAUUGAUAUGCUUGUCUGGCUUGAUACGCUCCAGGAGAACCGGUUCUACGCUGAGAAUGUUACAAUCCUUGCGGACGAUAUGGAUGAAGACACGCUCAGGCAGCUGGAUGAGAUGGUUGUUGAGGACGAGGCGGCUCGUCAUGUUUCUAGCCCUCCCGGUUCACGUGCUGAGACCGAGGAAGACAGUGACAUCGAGGGCCCGCCUAAUCGCGGGCGUAUGCGAGCCAAAGUGGAGGCAAAUGACAAUGGCGGAGAGGAGGGUGCCGAGGGCAUGGGAAAUGCGCAGAUGAAGGAAGAUGGAUCCUAA